This is a messenger RNA of Talaromyces proteolyticus, 876 nucleotides long. RefSeq names its product HIT-like domain-containing protein. The transcript is spliced from 2 exons. Gene Ontology annotation, biological process: double-strand break repair; single strand break repair. Gene Ontology annotation, cellular component: nucleus. Lineage: Eukaryota; Fungi; Ascomycota; Eurotiomycetes; Eurotiales; Trichocomaceae. Bases 1 to 876 code for a protein of 291 amino acids. Gene Ontology annotation, molecular function: single-stranded DNA binding; mismatched DNA binding; DNA 5'-adenosine monophosphate hydrolase activity. The record is from RefSeq and is a predicted model, not a curated record.
AUGGGAGACAAUAUUUCAGGCUCAGAUGCUUCGGAUGUUGAAGUACCAGGGUCUGAAGCAUCAGGGGAAACAGUGGCAGCAGCUCCAGAAGGAACCCUCAGAGAAGUCGUGAAAAGAAAUGCGUUUGCAGAGCUCAUGUCCCCCAAGACCAAACAACAGAAACUAACGGCGCCUUCGAAGGCAACAACACUAACAAAGACGAAAGGGUCGCGAUUUGGUAUGCGUGAUGGCCUGGGUGCUUACCUUAAGCAUCCAGAGUCAUACCCACCGUCGACCGUAGUUUAUUAUAACGAUGACUUUGUUGCAAUCUACGAUCUAUACCCCAAGUCAUCUCUUCACUUGCUACUACUGCCUCGCGACUCCUCAAAGUUCUAUAUGCACCCAUUCGAUGCCUUCGAGGAUACUGAAUUUUUGCAAAAGGUGCAGACUGAGGUGAAAAAGCUGCGCAAAUUGGCAGCCGGCGAAUUGCGUAGGAUAUAUGGUAAAUUCUCCGAGCAAGAAAAAGCGCGGCGUGAGGUGAUGGAGCAAGAAGAACCAUCGGCAGACCUGCCACCAGGAAGAGAUUGGGAGAAGGAAAUCAUGACGGGUAUUCAUGCGCGUCCGUCCAUGAGCCAUUUACACAUUCAUGUCAUGUCUGUAGACCGAUACAGCGACAGACUCAAGCACCGAAAACAUUACAAUAGCUUUGCAACUCCAUUUUUUGUUAACAUUGACGAUUUUCCACUGGCACGGAAUGAUCCGCGGCGCCAUCCGGGUAGGGAAGCUUACUUGCAGCGAGAUUUCAUCUGCUGGCGAUGUUCUCGAAAUUUCGGCAACAAGUUUCAGCAACUCAAGGAUCACCUAGCGGAGGAGUUCGAACAAUGGAAAAGGUUAUAG